Messenger RNA from Klebsormidium nitens, 1822 nucleotides. The record is from the annotation of a GenBank genome assembly. NCBI's taxonomy places the organism in Eukaryota, Viridiplantae, Streptophyta, Klebsormidiophyceae, Klebsormidiales, Klebsormidiaceae.
GCUCGACGCUGCAAUUUCAAAGCCUGUGACGCGUAUCAUGCAUUCAGAACCCUCUUGAUGCUGAGGCCCAGGGAUUUGUAGAGCAGUUGGGAGGCAAUCAGAUUCAAUGUUGAAGAGAAGACACCAAUUUCUGCGGUGCCCGGCUGCCACAGCUCGAGACAAAGAGCAUAAGGCCAUACGGUAGAUCACAUUCACAAGCUAAAGAGGCGCUCCGUUGUAUUCGCACCACCAACCUGCUCAAGUGAGAUGAAAGUCCAAUCAUUCAAAGGGCAUGGCCGACCACAUUUGGGACUUCGAUCAGCUCCCUGUCUCUGUACAAGUUCCAGGGCAGCAGCAUUGCAAUGUGCUAGUGGUUAUUGAUGUCUGAUCUUUGAAAUGGUCGCCAGAAAGGUGAAAAGGUCACAAGGUCUGGGUUUCAAACGAGAGAGUGCUGCAGCCCCAGGUAUGCAGCAGGUGCUGCGGCGAUGGAUCCGCAGCUGUGGGACUGUGGUCUGCUUCCUUUACUUGGGCAUAGCAAUUGGCCCCAUGAUCAUUUUAAGCAGGCAAUUGCAAAAGCCAUCGCCCCCUGUGGAGCUCCUGGUGAAUACCACCGAUCUACCUAACAGCAGUUACGCCGAAUCUUCUCCCAAGGUGGAGUCAGGGGGUGUAACUGAUCAACAGUUGGACACUACCGAUCUUCAAAGCAGCUACCCCGAAGUCACUGUAACGGAGCAGCUGGAGGCUCAAGAAGUGACGGAGGAGCGGGAGGCUAUGGAAGAUCAACCGUUACGGAAGCCUUCGGUGGUCAUCAUCCCAGCCGUCUACCGUGAAUGGGACAAUGGCUGGCCUGAUUGGACGCAAGGGAGGGAUAUCUUUCUUUAUCAGAGGACAGACGCCAACGCCCCAAACUACGCCCCCAAUUAUGGCCUGGAAGGAGGGGUCUACUUGAAGUAUCUGGUGGAUCACUACGACGACUUGCCAGAUAUUAUGGUCUUCGUCCAUGCAAAUCCCUUCGAGCAUAACGGAGACAUCCUGCAAUGGGUUGACUGUCUAAACCCCACCAUAAAUUAUACCAGCCUCAACACCCUAUUUAUCGGGGACCGAGGUGUCUCUUUCUGGAAUCACGAGGGUAUUGUUCCGUUGAACGAAGCUUGCUGGCGAAGCCUUGCCGAAGUCUUUGCUUUAGAGCUGACACCCGGAGGAGUAUUUGAACCCGUAGUUAGUUGCUAUUGUUGCCAACAGUUUGCCAUAAGCCGCGACCAAGUCAGAAGGUUCUCGAAAUCGCAUUACGAAGCCGCAUAUAGGAUGAUCGGUGAGGGUGACUAUUGUUAUACAGGGCCUAUCGACCCUGAUAAGAUCUGGUCAAUAAACCAACCAUGGAUCAGCAAAGAGAACAUAGAUCCUAAUGUAGCAAAGGAGAGGGGCGCAACAACUCAGGGAGAUGCUAUGGAGCACUUGGUACAUUUCCUACUUGGAGGAGAGCCCUUACACUCGCAGCCAUAUGAUACCACUGGCUAUUGUAGAAACUUCUUGCCCGCUUCUGAAUGCUCUGGUAGCCCUUGUGACCAAGAUUAUGUGUUGAAGAAGGACAGCAAGUACAACCCGUAGUGGAUUACGAAGGGUCGGUCUAUAGCUCAUAGAUCGUUUCCUCUCCGAAACGACUCAACUGUUGGGGUUGCUGAGAAGUCUUUCACAAAGAUCUACGUUGGAUCAUGCAAGUUGGUACGUCAGGCUGGAGAGCCCCGCUUGCUUGCUUGAAGUAAUGCAGGCAUUGAAGGUCGACUCGAUUCCGUUAUCAUAUUAAAAUGCUGACGUAAGUAUACGCAGUUUGGAAGCACACAGC